AACCGGAACUAAAUUUUACUACAUUUGUGGUCUGUCACACGCUCGCUUUGAUUCUUCUUUCUGGCUUUGCUUUCUUUUUCUCAGUCUCCACUUGCUCAGUAUCAUUUUAUAAUUAUUCUGUUUACACCCUUUGUUUUAUUUCUGAUCUAGAUCCAUCUUUCUACAUCUGGUUGUGUUAGGUGUAGCAUAUACAAGUAGAAACUGGUAUGAAGACUGCCAAGGGUAAAGGAGCUGCUACAAGGGAAACCUUGAAGCCUGUUGAUGACAAAAAAGUUGGGAAGAGAAAGGCUGUUGCGAAAGCAGAUAAGAGCGGAAGCAAGGCCAAGAAGAAUAAAUUGGCCAAGGACCCUAACAAACCAAAGAGGCCUCCAAGUGCUUUUUUCGUUUUUCUUGAGGAGUUUAGGAAGACAUUCAAAAAGGAAAAUCCUACCGUGAAGGCUGUGUCAGCAGUUGGAAAAGCUGGUGGAGAGAAGUGGAAGUCACUGAGUGCAGCUGAAAAAGCACCAUAUGAAGCGAAGGCAGCAAAACGAAAGGGAGAGUAUCAAAAGCUUAUAACUGCGUACAAUAAGAAGCAGGAAAGCACAACUGACGAUGGUGACGAGGAAUCUGAAAUACAUGAUGAUGGUGAAGAAAGUGGACAGGAUGAUGCUGAGGAAGAGGAUGACGAAGAUGAAGAUGACGACUAAACCCAUAUGCUACUUUUGAAUUAUGGAUUCCUUAGCCAAAGGGCAUCUUGUGUUUAAAUCAAAAUUGGAAUGAACAUGUUCAUACAGUGUUUCUUUUCCUUUAUGCUAGUUAUUGUUUCAUGUCAAGGCCGACCAAUGUAAUAAACAUAAUCACAGUAUUUUCUACGAAGUAGGUUUAUAGUCUUUUUGGCUUAUGCCAGUUUCUCCA
Daucus carota subsp. sativus is the source of this 894-nucleotide messenger RNA. RefSeq names its product high mobility group B protein 1. The record is from RefSeq and is a predicted model, not a curated record. Lineage: Eukaryota; Viridiplantae; Streptophyta; Magnoliopsida; Apiales; Apiaceae. The coding region runs from base 207 to 686 and encodes 159 amino acids. The transcript is spliced from 8 exons.